Messenger RNA from Fopius arisanus, 3074 nucleotides. RefSeq names its product Nuclear export mediator factor NEMF homolog Clbn (gene Clbn). Gene Ontology annotation, molecular function: tRNA binding; ribosomal large subunit binding. The record is from RefSeq and is a predicted model, not a curated record. Gene Ontology annotation, biological process: ribosome-associated ubiquitin-dependent protein catabolic process; rescue of stalled cytosolic ribosome. Bases 144 to 2954 code for a protein of 936 amino acids. Lineage: Eukaryota; Metazoa; Arthropoda; Insecta; Hymenoptera; Braconidae. The transcript is spliced from 4 exons. Gene Ontology annotation, cellular component: RQC complex.
GUCGUGAAAUUCUCUACAAAUUCUUCUACAUCAAAAUUUCGAUAUCCCCUUUAGGCUCUGAGAUAUUCGCAAUAGUCCAUCUGUUUACAUCUCCUCUGCUGCUGUCAUAAUACCCCAUCGUCCUGCUCCAUGAGCUGACCAUCAUGAAGACGAGAUUCGAUACCUUUGACCUAGUAUGUUCUGUAGCAGAGCUCCAAAGAUUGAUUGGGAUGAGAGUGAACCAGAUAUAUGAUAUAGAUCACAAAACUUAUUUGAUUCGACUGCAAAGGAGUGAGGAGAAAGCUGUGCUUCUGCUGGAAUCUGGAAACAGAAUACACACGACUGCCUUCGAAUGGCCAAAAAAUACUGCACCCUCUGGGUUCUCCAUGAAGAUGCGAAAGCAUUUAAAAAAUAAGCGACUGGAGGUCCUCCAGCAAGUGGGCACAGACCGAAUCCUGGACCUGCAGUUCGGCUCCGGAGAGGCGGCGUACCACAUAAUCCUGGAGCUGUACGACCGUGGUAAUAUCGUCCUGACAGAUCACGAGCUGACGACCCUGAACAUCCUGCGACCCCACACCGAGGCGGACAAGAUCCGCUUCGCUGUUCGACAAAAGUAUCCCCUACACAUAGCACACACGACAACAAUGCCAGAGACCCCAAUCAUACACGACAGACUUUCCACUGCGAAACCUGGGGAUCCCCUGAAGAAGGUUCUGAAUCCCCUGGUGCAGUUCGGCUCGGCCCUGAUCAAUCACGUCCUCCUGCAGUCAGGAUUCGAGUUCAACUGCAAAAUCGGAAAAAAUUUCUCCCUCGAAAAGGACUUUGAUCGAGUGAUGGAGGCGCUGAAAUUGGCUGACGAAAUUCUCUCGUCAGCCCGAAAAUCUCCCUCGAAGGGGUUUAUAAUCCAAAAGAAGGAGUCGAAGCCUUUGCAAGAGGGAAAUGAAGACUUCAUGAUGACAAAUAUUGAUUUCCAUCCUCUGCUCUUCAAUCAGUACAAAAAUCAGCAUUUCAAAGAAUUCGAGUCAUUUGAUUCGGCAGUGGAUGAGUAUUUUUCCAGGAUGGAGGGCCAGAAGUUGGACCUCAAGGCUCUCCAGCAGGAGAGGGAUGUCAUGAAGAAGCUGGAGAACGUGAGGAAAGAUCACGAUCAGCGUCUGGUGGGUCUGGAGAAGACACAGGAGAUUGACAAGCAGAAGGCCGAGCUGAUUACGAGAAAUCAGGGCCUGGUGGACAAUGCCAUUCUGGCGAUCCAGAGUGCCCUGGCUAAUCAGAUGUCCUGGCCGGACAUUCAGACACUUUUGAAUGAGGCGCAGAGCAGGGGUGAUCCUGUGGCAUCAGCUAUAAAAAAUCUGAAACUAGAGACCAAUCAUAUAUCGUUGAAUUUGAGUGAUCCUUACGACGAUUCCGACGAGGAAGAGCUCAAACCCAUGAUCGUAGACAUUGAUCUGGCACAAUCAGCGUUUGGUAAUGCGACGAGGUACUAUAAUAUGAAGCGAUCGGCUGCUAAGAAGCAGCAAAAGACGAUUGAGUCACAGGGGAAGGCCUUCAAGUCUGCUGAGAGGAAGACCAAGCAGACUCUCAAGGAGGUCCAGGUGAUACACAGUAUCAACAAAGCGAGGAAGGUGUAUUGGUUCGAGAAAUUCUUCUGGUUCAUCACGUCGGAGAACUACCUGGUGAUUGGUGGAAGGGACCAGCAGCAGAAUGAGCUGAUUGUCAAGCGUUAUCUGCGACCUGGAGACCUAUACGUGCACGCGGACCUGUCAGGUGCCAGUUCUGUGGUGAUAAAGAAUCCAUCGGGAGAGGUAGUCCCUCCGAAGAGCCUGGCCGAGGCUGGGACGAUGGCUGUGGCUUACAGCAUCGCCUGGGAGGCGAAGGUCGUCGCUGGCGCCUGGUGGGUCCAUCACGAUCAGGUCUCCAAGACAGCACCCACUGGGGAGUACCUGACCACUGGAUCCUUCAUGAUUCGUGGCAAGAAGAACUAUCUGCCCCCUUGUCAAUUGGUCAUGGGUUUUGGUUUCUUGUUUAGGCUUGAGGAGAGCUCUGUCGAGAGGCACAAGGGCGAGAGGAGGGUGAAGACCGUUGAGGAGGAUCCCCUGGUCGUCGAGGAGGACAAGGAGAUCGCCCUUGAGGACUCCGAGGAUGAGCAGCCACUGGGCGACAUCAAGGAGGAGAAUAUCGAGGGCUCUAGUGAAGAUGAGCGAUCAGUUUUCCCUGAUACUCAGAUCAAGCUUGACCUUUCAGGACCCAAUGUCAAAUUUAUUAUCGAUAAUAAGAGGCCCCUGGAUGAGCAGGACGAUCCUCAGGAGGUUUACCUGGGUGAUAACAUACCUGUCAAAGUGCAAUCGCGAAGAACUUCCACACAAGAAAAGCCAGCCCGAAGCCUACAGGAGAAAGCAGAGAGUGGAAAGCAGAAAGAAACGAGUGGAUUGAAGAGGGGCCAAAAGGGUAGGCUGAAGAAGAUGAAGGAGAGAUACAAGGAUCAGGACGAGGAGGACAGAAAACUCCUGAUGGAAGUGCUCAAGCCAGACGGAGCAGCUAAAGAAGACAAACGAAAGAAAAAUAAAAACUCCCAAGGGCAGAAGCUCCAGCAGAAGAAAAAGGGACCUGGACCACCCCCAGGCCAGCCGAAUCCCCAGAACAUCGACAACGACGACGAGGACGUUGGACCUGCCCCUGCAGUCGACAUGCUCGAUCAAUUAACAGGAAAACCCAUCGAUGAAGACGAAUUACUAUUUGCUGUACCUGUCAUUGCGCCUUAUGGCACUCUCCAGAGUUACAAAUUCAAGGUGAAAUUGAUGCCUGGCACUGGAAGAAGGGGUAAAGCUGCUAAAACAGCGAUUUCUGUGUUUUUAAGGGAUAAAACUAUUACUACUAGGGAGAAAGAUCUUCUCAAAGCUGUCAAGGAAGAAACUAUCGCUAGAAAUAUCCCCGGGAAAGUGAAAAUCAGCGCACCGCAGAUCCAGAAGCACAAGAAAUAGAAUUAUUACAAAGAUAAUGUUUUAUUUUGGCUUUAUCAAUACAAAAUUGUUAGACACGUUCUCAUUAUUGUAAAUACUGCUCAACAGUUGUUUCAAUGAAUAAAUGGGUCUCAUUCUGGA